Molecule: messenger RNA, 528 nt
Organism: Bipolaris maydis ATCC 48331
Lineage: Eukaryota; Fungi; Ascomycota; Dothideomycetes; Pleosporales; Pleosporaceae
Source: RefSeq, a predicted model, not a curated record
AUGACCAUCAAACCCAACGAGGUCGCACUGAAGGAAGUCUGGCCAUCUUCGGAUACAUUAGUCUGCUGCGGAACGAUCUAUUUCCCACCUUUCGGUGGUCACGAUACAUAUGAUCGGCAUCAUGACCAGACUGACCCAACAAGCUGGUCAACGGCAGAUACUCUGUCAACAACUCUCGAAGCCGAACGCCCUACACUACAAAAGAUAAUGGACGCCGGCGGCGAGAUCGAUCACCAGGUCAUACCAGAGAGAAAUGUGGACAAUUGUAUCAGAAAGAAGAGGGUAGUGGUUCGAGUGUUCACCAAGACAUGCAAGCUCCCUGAAAUAAUACAGGCUUUCACAACGCUUGAUGGAAUUUACCUACAACAGCCGGUUGACAUUAGUGACAACUGCCCAUACUACGAUUUUCAACUUCUGCACUUUGGGCCUCCCGAUGUUGUCAAAUCAGAGCAUACUGAGCGAGAUGGACAGGAAUACUAUAGAUUUAUCCACCUGCCAAAAGAGGUUGUUCUACAGCUACAGCUAUGA